AUGAUGCAAAAAUUAAUUAUUUUCUUGUUUAUUUGUUUCAAACUUAUCACUUGUUAUAUUACUCCACCUUCAGAACCAUUUAUCUUAGCUGCUUAUGACCCUGAACAUAAUCAUGAGCAUGAUCAUAUUUUGCAUGCCAAUGUCGAAAAAGCUAAGUAUGACGGUACAAAAGUGUUUCUUUGUGAUCGAUUUGAUGACAGUGAAACUUUUCUUGAAGGUAGAGUAUUGGCUAAUUCUUCCUAUAAAAUUGAUAACUUAAAAGGGAUGUAUAUUCGAGUUGAUCGUUUUACUCAUCGGUUGAAGCUUUGUCCAAAUGGUGUUUCAUCAUUUGAUUUUUCAAUUAAAAAAGGAUUGGUUUAUUAUCAAGGUGAUGAUACUUGGACUGCUUGUUAUGAUGCUGAUGAAGAUGCUUCAUUUAUUUAUCAUGGAACUAAAAAUGACAACAAACGGUUUUGCUCUGAUGAUAAUUCAAAACCCAUUGUUUUAAAGGCUGUUGGUAAAUAUGACAGCGGUGGAGCUAUUCCUAAUUACCCACUGCAUAAUCAUAUCCAAUGGUGA
Messenger RNA from Candida tropicalis MYA-3404, 558 nucleotides. RefSeq lists its product as uncharacterized. Bases 1 to 558 code for a protein of 185 amino acids. Lineage: Eukaryota; Fungi; Ascomycota; Pichiomycetes; Serinales; Debaryomycetaceae. The transcript has a single exon. The record is from RefSeq and is a predicted model, not a curated record.